AUGAUUGCAGCCUCGGUGCGCUCGGCUUCUGCAAAGGUGGCAGCAGGCGUUUUGGUUGCAGGGGGUUCGUCUGUGCUCAUGGCCAAGCCGAUCUACAACGACGAGGCUAGCUCCAGCGGUGCUUCCAAGCUCUCGAUCUACCCGCUUCCGGAUCCCAAAGUCGAGGUGGUCCCCGUUCAAACCGAACUCGAGCGCCAGAUCGGCUCGGCACGUCGUGCCGUCUCGCACCUCACGGCAGACACGCGCACCUCGGUCCGCUCGCUCGUCGACCGCUGGAUCUCGGUCGAGCGCAGCAUCGAGGGCGAAGUCAAGACGCUCAUCCCGGCAUCCGAGCCGCUGACCCCCGGCCUGCUCUAUGUCGGAGUCACCACGUUGGCCGGCAGCAUCUUCACCCGAUACCGCGCAUUCCCCAUCCGCAUCCUAACCCCGCCCCUCGCGCUCGUGGUCAGCUUGAACUACUUCAACCCGCACCUCGCGUCGAAUCUGGGCGCUUACUACACACAGCUCGAGCAAAAGUACGUGCCGGCGCUCACCGAGCAGAGGCGGAACUGGCAGCAGCAGGGCAAGAAGUACUUGGACCAGACCACCAAGGGCGUCCACGAGCUCAAGGAUAAGACCGAGCAGGGCGUCAGAUCCGGCUUGCAGACCGUCGAGCAACAGACCGGCUUGAAGGUCGCCGACGUUGUGGCAGCUAAGGACCAGGCCAAGUUUGCUGUCAAGGACCAGAUGAAGGCUGUAUAA
Molecule: messenger RNA, 741 nt
Organism: Sporisorium graminicola
Lineage: Eukaryota; Fungi; Basidiomycota; Ustilaginomycetes; Ustilaginales; Ustilaginaceae
Exons: 3
Coding region: 1-741 (246 amino acids)
Biological process (GO): cristae formation
Cellular component (GO): mitochondrial crista junction; MICOS complex
Source: RefSeq, a predicted model, not a curated record